Messenger RNA from Beta vulgaris subsp. vulgaris (sugar beet), 600 nucleotides. RefSeq lists its product as uncharacterized. The coding region runs from base 37 to 600 and encodes 187 amino acids. The record is from RefSeq and is a predicted model, not a curated record. NCBI's taxonomy places the organism in Eukaryota, Viridiplantae, Streptophyta, Magnoliopsida, Caryophyllales, Amaranthaceae. The transcript has a single exon.
UACAACCUAACUGAAACCAAGCCUCUCAAACUACCUAUGGAUGCUGCUCUUAAACUAACUCCUGAUCUAGGAGAUGUUCUUCCUGACCCUCACUCUUAUCAGCACCUCAUUGGCAAGCUGAACUAUCUCACAAUCACCAGACCUGAUAUUGCAUUCACAGUUCAUACACUGAGCCAAUUCAUGCAAAGGCCCACAUCAGUUCAUAUGCAAGCUGCCAAAAGAGUGCUCAGGUACCUAGCUGGUGCCCUUGGUCAAGGAGUGUUACUUGCCACCUCUUCCUCAGCCAUCCUCACUGCCUAUAGUGAUAGUGACUGGGCUGGCUGUCCAAAUACUAGAAAGUCCACCACAGGCUUUUGCAUUUUUUUGGGAGAUUCCCUUGUAUCUUGGAAAACCAAGAAGCAACAAGUAGUGGCAAGGUCCACAGCUGAAGCUGAGUAUAGGGCAAUGGCCCUCACCACCUGCGAAGUGACAUGGCUCACACAACUUUUGAAGGAACUGGGUAUCAAGUCACUGGCACAUGUUGUCCUCAAAUGUGACAACCAAGCAGCCAUUUCCAUAGUUGUCAAUCCGGUGCAUCACGAGAAAACUAAAACACGUUGA